Molecule: messenger RNA, 1667 nt
Organism: Mercurialis annua (annual mercury)
Lineage: Eukaryota; Viridiplantae; Streptophyta; Magnoliopsida; Malpighiales; Euphorbiaceae
Product: ricin-like
Exons: 3
Coding region: 1-1434 (477 amino acids)
Biological process (GO): negative regulation of translation
Molecular function (GO): rRNA N-glycosylase activity
Source: RefSeq, a predicted model, not a curated record
AUGAGUUCUAAGAACAAACAAUCACAACUAGAUAAGCACAAAGCAACGAUAAACCAAGAAAACUCACUUGUAAAAAAAUGGAAGUUCCUGAGAGAUACAACAGAGAACACCGAAGAAACUUCAAACGCAGAUGCAGAAACGAUAAUAGAGCUCAGGCGUCUUAAGAUCCAGAACCAGCAGGUUUCGUCUAUGGCAAAGCAACAAGAACAGGCUGUUUUCUCUGACAAAACGAAGAAAAUUGCACUAGCAAUAACUGCUAAACACGUGGCUGAAACGUGCGCCAAAGCACAACCGCCAUUUGAGACACCCACCCAAACAGCUGUCAUGCACACCAACUCGAAAGGACAUGUCCUUUCACAUCACCAUAUCCCUCCAGCUAUUCCCCCUAGCAUACGGCUCGGUGUCAGAGUCGUUACAGCUCGGAUUCCGUUUGGUGAUUCAUCACUUAGCCUUGAGAACAAUUGGGGAAGCUUGUCGGAACAAAUUCAGACAUCUAAUCAAGGCGCCUUUGUUAGAGCAGUUCAACUACGUCAGCGAGAUAAUCGGACUUUUGAUGUCGAUAGCUUGACUCAAGCAUUGAUUAGGAACAUGGGCCUCCUGUUAUACUUUUGUACAACUCCAAGUUCGAGCAAUCGGAGACCCCGCUCGGCUACAGCAUAUGAUGUUUGCGAUUAUAGUGAGCCUACUGUGCGUAUUGCGGGUCCAAAUGGUUUAUGUGCUGAUGUGUAUAAAGGGUGGAUGCACAAUGGCAAUUCAAUAAUCUUAUGGCCCUGCAAAACUAAUACAGAUGCGAAUCAACUUUGGACCUUAAAAAGAGAUGGCACUAUUCAAUCCAACGGCAAGUGCUUGACCACUUAUGGAUCUAUUCCGGGAAGGUACAUGAUGAUAUAUGAUUGCGACUCCGCUGUGGCUGAUGCCACCCGUUGGAAAGUAUGGGAUAAUGGAACCAUCAUAAAUCCUGCAUAUGGUCUAGUUUUAGCAGCAAAAACUUGGGUUGAAGGUGUUACACUUACGGUGGAGACCAACGACUAUAGUAUUGGUCAAUCAUGGCGUCCUACGAACAAUACACAACCUUUUGUCGCAUCCAUUGUCGGGUUUAAAGAUCUCUGCUUGCACGCAAAUGGAGAGAAUGUGUGGGUAGAGGAAUGCGUAGCUUCAAAGAAAGAGCAGCAGUGGGCUCUUUAUCCAGAUGGUUCGAUACGCCCUCAAGAGAAACAACAAUACUGCCUUACUGGGGAUGCUGAACUCGUCAAGAUUCUCUCUUGUAAACCCGGAUCGUCAGCUCAAAGGUGGGCGUUCGAGAACGACGGCUCUACUUUGAAUUUAAACACCAUAUGGGUUCUGGAUGUCAGAAGAUCUGAUCCAAGUCUUAAACAAAUUCUCAUUUAUCCAAAUCAUGGUACUAAAAAUCAGAAGUGGAAUGUAAUAUAUUGAUUCAUAGUCUUCACAAUAUGGUUUUCAGCUAAGUGUACUCUUGCAAUAAAGGACUAUGUCAUGUAUUACAUAGUCCAUUUUCCUGUUUCGGAUUGUAAGUUUCUUAAUUGUUAGUUGCAUAUCUCUCAACUAUGAACUAACCUCAUUGUUUUUGUCAGUUGAUGUUAUGAAUAAGGUUAUUAAACUUACUUUUGUCCAAUUACAUUUAAUUACCAAAUUUUGAAUUUCUUUUA